GAACAAUUCGUGUAAAUUGCUCCAAUAAAAAUUUAUGUCGUUCAAUGUAAACUACUUUAAUACACAUCUUGCAUGAUUUGACGUUUCGAAAAGUUGCCUGCACCUUUUAAACGCAACCAUUAUUGCGAAUAUGGCGCGCGGUAGUAGUGCUGGUUUUGAUAGACAUAUUACAAUUUUUUCACCUGAAGGGCGGCUUUACCAAGUAGCUGACAGCAGAUCUCAAGUUCAACGUGCAAGAUAUGAAGCAGCUCAUUUUAAAUACAAAUAUGAGUAUGAAAUUCCUGUAGAUGCAUUAUGUAGACGUAUUGCAGACAUCAGUCAAGUAUAUACGCAAAAUGCAGAGAUGCGGCCUCUUGGAUGUUCUAUGAUGCUUAUUUCAUAUGACAAAGAAAAAGGCCCUUGUGUUUAUAAAGCUGAUCCUGCAGGAUAUUAUUGUGGUUAUAGAGCUAUUUCUGUUGGUGCUAAACAAACUGAAGCCAAUUCUUAUUUGGAAAAAAAGUUGAAGAAAAAACAAAACUAUGAUCAUGAUGAAACGAUACAGUUAGCAAUUACAUGUUUAUCUACUGUUUUAUCAGUGGAUUUUAAACCUUCAGAGAUAGAAGUUGGUGUUGUGUCAAAAGACAAUCCCAAAUUUCGAACUUUAACAGAACAAGAAAUUGAUAAGCAUCUUACUGCAAUUGCUGAGAAAGAUUAAUGAUUUUAUGUAUAAUUCAUUACAAAUAAAUGUCAUGUCUUACUUAGUACUGUUUCAUUUUUAUAUUUAAAAUAUAAGAAAAAGUAUAUUAUUAAGUUCAAAAUAUAAUUGUUAACACAAAUAAAUUAUACACAUUUGUAUUUAAUUAAACAAUUAAUUUCAAAGUUAUUGAAGUUAAAUUAAACAAUUUAUUUCAAAGUUUUUAUUUAUAAAAUAGUUACAAAAUAGUUGUUAUUUGUAAAAUUAUUUUCCUGAUGCUGUUGCUAAAGGAUUUCGUAGAACCAAAAUGACAGAAUCUCCUCUCAAAAACAUUUUUGAGAUAAAUCUGUCUUUAUUUACUGGCUUUGCCUUCUUUUUUCCUUUUCCAGUACGUGGAAGUUCAGUCCACAUUUCUUUCACAUUUUCUAAAACCAUGUUACAAUGUCUAUCAAAUGCUUUUACUCUUCCUAAUAAUUUUUUGUUAUUUCUGCAAUUAAUUAAAACUUGCGUAUUAUUUUUCACAGAUUGAGUUAAUACUGAAAGUGGCCCAGUGUUAAAUUCUUCUUCUUCUCGUUUUGCUAAUUCCUCAGGAGUCAUUUCAGACUUUGGCUUAGUUAAAGAAGACAUUUUGAUGAAUUUCUUCUACGAAUGAAAUUGAUAUUGAAAAUUUUUUUUAGAAACAGUAUACAAAUUAUGUAGUAACUGUAUUUAAAUUGAUCAACACGGCAAUACAACGCUUAGUUUACUUCUGAUCACCUUUGGGUUUGCAGUCCACUUUUAGUAUAGCUAUAUAGGUUAUAUUUCUUAAUUUUACCAGCAUGUAAAAAGAUUUCUUUCACUUUAGAGGUUAAAUCUAUGUACAUAUAAGCUAGUACAUUUUAAAGUAUAUUUGAAAAAAAUAACAAUAUGAAAACAGCUCGUCAGAAAAAAGCAAGGAGAAAUUUAGGUUUCUUUAUUAACAAUUUUAAAUUUAGAUCGCCGUUUCAAGUUCUUAUUGAUGGUACAUUUGCUUUCGCUGCAUUAGAGAAUAAGUUUAAUAUACAAGAUCAGUUGUCAAAAUAUUUUCAAUCUGAAAUAAAAUUAUUAACUACACCAUGUAUUAUUUUGGAAACAGAAAAAUUAAGUUCAUUUUCAAAAGCAGUUAGUGGUGCCAUGCAAAUUGUUAAGCAAUAUCCUAUACAUAAAUGUGGACAUGAAAAACAUUCAAUUAGUGGCACAAAAUGUUUACUAUCUAUGGUUGGAAAAAAUAAUGCAUUUAGGUAUAUAAUAGCUACACAAGACAGAGAACUUCAAGAUUGCUUAAGAAAAAUUCCAGGUGUUCCAAUAUUAUAUUUACAUGGUAAAGCACCAACUUUGGAAGCACCUUCACAAGUUAGUCGUGAAUAUGCUAAAAAUAUAUGUAAAAGAUUAGGAAUGACUAAAUGGGAAAAAGAAAAUAUUAAAGUAUUAAAAGAAGUAGCUGGAAUAACUGAUGGAACAGAAGUAAAAUUAAAAAAGAAAAAGAAAAAAAGUGGCCCAAAUCCUCUUAGUUGUUUGAAGAAAAAGAAAAAUAAAACACGAGUAGAAGUUUCAAGAAAUAUUAAAGAGAAAACAUCUGGAACAAUUAAGAAAAGAAAGAAAAUGAAAAUAACAACUCAUAUUAAAGAAGCAUUGAUUGCAGAAAUAAAGAAUAAACAGUUAGAAAACAAGAAAUAAGUUAAAUAAAUGCAUAAUUAAAGAAGCCUGUAUACAUAAUAUUCAUAUAAAUUUUGAACAUUUGUGUAAAUUUACUUUUAUUUAUGAUACACAUACUUCUUUUAGUUUACAAAAUUGAAAUAAUUAGAAUAAUUAUAUAAGAUGAAUUCAUUCAUAAAUAUAAAUAUAUGUACUUGUUUUUCUAGUAAAAUUGUUAUUUAUGAAUACAUAAAGUAUACAAAUAUGUUAUUUAUGCUUAUGUAAUAAAAAAUACUGAAAGUUGUAACUAAAAAAUCUCACAAUCAUGUACAUUGUAAAGUUGUUUUAACAAUUUUUAUACAAUAUUGUAUAAUAUUUGAUUUUACUCAUGAAUAUAUAUAAUUAUUCGUUACAUUUUGAAAUACUCUAGUCUUUAUAUUCCUUCACUAUGCAAGUAGUACUAAUGGUUACAUUUAAUAAGAAUAAGAAAAAUAAGUAAAUGGAAUCACAUUAUGAUUAAGUAAGAUGUAUAACACUAUAUAUAUAUUACAUCUUCAUUUCAAUAUUUAAUCAUAUAACAAGCACGACAUAAAUUUUGAACUAGGAACUUUUAUAUGUAGGAAACAUACAAAAAUAUAAAGGAAAUAUAAAUGCAUAUAAGUUGAACAUUAUUUACAUCCAUUUAAGAAUUAUAUAAAUUGGGAAUAUUGAAACUAUACAUUUGUUAUGAUAUGAAAUAAUACAUAAAUAAAAGAUGAAUUUUGAUUAUAUGUUCAUAUACGCGUUAUACAAAUUAUUAUUCAAUAAGGUGCAUUAAAAUUGUUUCAUAUAUUAAUUUAAUAUAUUAUAAAAUUUGAAAUACAAUUUAUUAAUUUUAAAAUGUUUAUUUUCUCAUAGUAAGAAAUAUAGAAUAUCUUGGUUUGUUACAUUACAGUUAGCAGCGUAUUGAGUAAGAGAAAAU
This is a messenger RNA of Heterotrigona itama, 3287 nucleotides long. Lineage: Eukaryota; Metazoa; Arthropoda; Insecta; Hymenoptera; Apidae. The record is from the annotation of a GenBank genome assembly.